Cavia porcellus (domestic guinea pig) is the source of this 1022-nucleotide messenger RNA. It is a transcript of the gene Gtf3c6, whose product is annotated as general transcription factor IIIC subunit 6. Gene Ontology annotation, cellular component: transcription factor TFIIIC complex. Gene Ontology annotation, biological process: transcription by RNA polymerase III. The record is from RefSeq and is a predicted model, not a curated record. The transcript has 7 exons. Bases 116 to 739 code for a protein of 207 amino acids. Lineage: Eukaryota; Metazoa; Chordata; Mammalia; Rodentia; Caviidae.
GCCAGCACCGCUUCCGGCUGGCGGUCGCCAUCUUGCGUCCUGGCGGGAGCCGCUGCCCGCACUAAAGAUGGCGGUCACGGGUGGGCGUGACUAGCGACCUAGACCGCGCGGGCCCAUGUCGGCGACCGAGGAAUUCAGGCGGGAGGGCCUAGCGAAGCAGGUGGAAGGAGAAGAGGAAGAGGCAGAGCAGUUCGUUCUGGUGGAGUUGUCAGGAAUUAUUGAUUCAGACUUUCUCUCCAAAUGUGAAAAUAAAUGCAAGAUUUUGGGGAUCGACACGGAGCGGCCCAUCCUGCAGUUGGACAACUAUGUCUUUGCCGGAGAGUAUGAAGAUACUCUUGGGACCUGUGUUAUAUUUGAAGAAAAUGUUGAACAUGUGGAUACAGAAGGCAACAGUAAAACAGUGCUGAAAUAUAAGUGUCACACAAUGAAGAAACUCAGCAUGACCAGAACUCUCCUGACAGAGAAGAAAGAAGGAGAGGAAAGCACGGGAGGAGUUGAGUGGCUGCAGCUGAAGGAAAAUGAUUUCGCCUACCGUCCCAACAUGAUCUGUAGCUUUAUCCAUGAAAAUGAAGAUGAAGCUGAAGCUCCAGCCUCAAAAAAACGUUUGAGGGUGGAAGAGCAAGAGACUAAUGUGAAAGAGAGUUCACACCUCAUCUGUGACCAGCAGAAAGCACCGGAAGCAGAGGAUUCUGGUCCUCCUGUUGGCCUCUCUUCUGAGAUGGAAGGUCUCACGCUGUAGUCCGAGCUGGACUUGAACAUGCCGUGUUGUCUAGGUUGGCCUUGACUUCAUAAUGUUCCUGCCUCAACUUCCUGAGUACGGUUAAAAUUUUAAAACAGGAAUGGUGGCCCACACCUGUAACUCCAGCUGCUCGUCAGGCUGAAGCAGGAGUUCAAGAUUACCUGGGCAACUUAGGGAGACCCUGUCUCCCAACAAGGGGGUGUGUUGGGGAUGUAGCUCCGUAGUAGAGCACUCCUGGGUUUGCUCCCCAGGAUCACAGAGCAAUAAAGUUUACAUGACUACA